This is a messenger RNA of Corylus avellana, 598 nucleotides long. Its product is annotated as Bifunctional inhibitor/lipid-transfer protein/seed storage 2S albumin superfamily protein. The record is from RefSeq and is a predicted model, not a curated record. Gene Ontology annotation, biological process: systemic acquired resistance. Gene Ontology annotation, molecular function: fatty acid binding. NCBI's taxonomy places the organism in Eukaryota, Viridiplantae, Streptophyta, Magnoliopsida, Fagales, Betulaceae.
UACAGGUAUCUCAAUUUGAAGGAUGGCCAACAACACCACCAAAGUAAGCCUUGUGGCCGCAUUGGUGCUCAUGCUUGCUUCGGCGGCCUUCAUUCCGGAAGUUGAUGGAGCCGGAGAGUGCGGGAAGACGCCGAUUGGGUCGGCGGCCGCUAGCAUGAGCCCUUGCUUGAGUGCAGCUAGAAAUAGUAGGGCUAAGGUUCCAGCAACAUGUUGCACCAAAGUUAGUGCCUUGCUAAAGACGGCACCCAAAUGCCUUUGCGCUGUCUUGCUCUCACCUUUGGCAAAGCAGGCUGGGAUCAAGCCCGCCAUUGCUAUCACCAUUCCAAAGCGCUGCAGCAUCAGGAACCGAUCAGCUGGAAAGAAGUGUGGGAGGUACACCGUCCCAUGAGAAUGAAAUCCCCAGAGUCGACGGGGGAAGAGAGAAACACUGAAACAUGAAUCUAAUGUUUUUAUGUGUACUAGGAUAAUUAAGGAAGUAGCAAAUAAGGUUGCCAUAUUAUUAUUAUAGGGUCACGCCCUGUUUGAUAAUUGGCCCAUUAAGGCAUUAAAUAAUUAUAAUAUGUUGUUUAAGGAUUUAAUGUCAGAUGUGUUUAUGAUU